AUGGAGAUCGCUACUACUGUUGGAGGAGCACUCCUCUCGGCUUCUGUUCAACAAUUGAUUGAAAGGCUGACCUCUCAUGAACUCAACAUCUUUACUCGACGGGAGAAAAUCCAUGCUGACCUCAAGGACUGGGAGAUUAUGCUGGGCGAAAUCAACUCUUUGCUCGAUGAUGCUGAAGACACGCAAAUGACAAAUUCUUCUGUGAAAAAAUGGCUUGAUGAGUUUCGAGAUCUGACCUAUGACAUUGAGGAUGUGUUGGAUGAGUUCAACACUGAAGCUUUGAAGCGCAAGGUGAUGGAAGAUCCUCAAGCAAGCACAAACAGGCUGCGAAAGUUCAUCCCCACUCGUUUCACUUCUUUUGGGUUCAAUAUUAAGAUGGCAUCCAGGAUAAAAGACAUUACUAAAAGAUUACAUCGUAUUAAUGUGAGACAAGCGCAGACUCUCAAUUUGAGGAGGAUUGCGAAUGGGACGAGAUCCAACCAGCUGAAGGAAAGGCCACCGACAACUUCUUUGGUAGAUGAAUCACAUAUUUACGGAAGAAACGAUGACAAGGAAGCUAUUAUUAAGAUGCUGUUAUGCAAUGAAGAAGGUGGUAACAAUUCCUUUUCUGUGAUCCCUAUCGUGGGGAUCGGAUGGGAGGAAUUGGUAUGGGUAUGUGUAUCUGAAAAUUUUGAUGUUAUUAUGUUAACGAGAACAAUUUUGCGGUAUGUAGCUCCGGAGAUCCGUGAUUUGAGGGAUCUAGAUUUGAAUUCACUUCAAGAAACAUUGAAAGAGAAUUUGUCUCAAAAGAAAUUUCUACUCAUCCUAGAUGAUGUUUGGGAAGAGGAUUACAAUCAAUGGGAUCUACUACGUAGACCUUUUGUUUCUACAGCAUCCAGUAGCAAAAUAAUUGUCACCACUCGUAAGAAUAAUGCUGCACCUAUCACAGGUGAUGUUCAUGUCUACUGUGUGAAGGAGUUGCCAGAUGAUGAUUACUUGUUCUUACUAGCUCGCCAUGCUUUGGCGGCACAAAGUUUUGAUGCACGAUUAGAUCUAAAGGAUAUUGGUCAAGAGUCGGUGAAAAGGUGUGAUGGACUUCCGUUGGCUGGAAAAGUAUUGGGAGGCUUGCGCAAUAAACGAAGCCGUGAAGAGUGGGAAUGUGUAUUGAGAAACAAAUGGUGGAACUCACCAGAAACGAGCAACAAUAUCCAUCCGACUCUAAAAUUGAGCUACAAUGAUCUCCCUUCUCAUUUAAAGCGAUGCUUUGCUUAUUGUGCAUUAUUCCCUAAGGAUUAUGAAUUUGAUAGAGAUGAGUUGUUUUCGCUAUGGAUGGCAGAAGGCUUCUUGCAACAUCCCCGGGGAAGGAAGACAAUGAAGGACUUGGGAAUUGAGUACUUUGAGGAUUUGCGAUGCUUUGUUUAUUGUGCAAUAUUCCCUAAGGAUUAUGAAUUUGAAAGGGAUGAGUUGGUUUCGCUAUGGAUGGCAGAUGGCUUCUUGCAACAUGCCCAGGGUGGGAAGCUAAUGGAGGACUUGGGAAUUGAAUACUUUGAGGACUUGGUAUCAAGAUCAUUCUUUCAGUCGUCGAGCAAUAAAUCAAGAAUAUUCUAUCAAUCAAUAUCAUUCAUUGGACCAACAAAUAGUACGAGAUCAGUAUUUGUGAUGCAUGAUCUCAUAAGUGAUAUUGCUCAAACUAUUGCAGGAGAUAUUUGUUAUAAUUGUGAGGAUAAGACAGAGGUUGAUAUGUCAAGUUCAAAGUAUGAAAAGAGGUUGAUAACAAUUUGGCAAAGAGGUGGUUCUUUUCUUGACCGGGGAUACAACAUGUUGGACGAGUUAUUAACACAAUCAAAAUGCGCAAGGGUGCUCUUUCUUUCAGGAUCUCGAGAAAUAAAGCUAUCGAAUUCAAUUGGAGAUUUGAUACACCUGCGGUACAUCAACUUAUCUAAUACAUUUAUUCAACAGCUUCCAGAGUCCUUGCCAGAUAAAAUUAGUAAUCUGGUGAACUUGCGGCAUCUUGAUAUUUCUAUGACACCUAUGUUACAAAAGUUGCCAUCCGGCAUAGGUAUGAUGACCAAUCUACAGACUUUCUCCAAGUUUAUUGUGAGAGAAGGCCAUGGAACUACAAUUGCUGAACUCAAGAACUUGAAUAAUCUUCGUGGCAGUUUAUCCGUUCAAGGGCUUGAAAAUGUACAAGAUGCAAAGUUAGCAAACAUAAAGGGGAAACAAGGCCUUGAAGAAUUGGAAUUAUAUUGGGUUUAUUGCCUUGGAAGGAAUGGAAGGAAUGACAUGUCGGUGCUUGAAUCACUUGAACCUUAUCAAAACUUGAAGAGGCUUACCAUUUCAUCCUACUGUGGUGCUGAAUUCCCAUUUUGGAUGAGUAAUAUUCCUUUGUACGAUCCAUCACAAACUCUUACCACCACUUGGGCAUCUUUGCUUACUCAAGAGCUAGGCAUAAUUGGAUUGAAGGCGGUGAAAACCAUAGGUGUCGAGUUCUAUGGGAAUGUUGUGCCAUUUCCAUCGCUAGAGAGGUUGGAAAUUGGUCAUAUGUCAGAGUGGAGGGACUGGUCUCAUGGCAAUAUGAGUGGUGAAGGAUUCCCUAAUCCUCAAGAGCUUAGGUUAUAUGAUUGUCCUAAACUGAUUUGGAAUUUUCCAAGUGGAUUGCCAUGUAGUCUAGAAUGCAUUGAAGUUAAAAAUUGUGAUGCUCUCGAGUGUUUCCCGAUGAUAAACACUAGAGAUGGAAGGGAAAGCCUUCUCGAAGAACUAGAAAUUGAAGAUUGCUCCUCUCAAGUACUUCGAAAGGAACUUCAAGUUGCCUACCUCAUUAAGGAGAUUGGAAAUCAGGAAUUAGUCCUUCCCUACAAUGGGCUUCCUCAGCACCAGACUUCAAUACCUCGCAAUCGAAGAAUGCUAAAAUCUGUCGUUGCUGCCCAUUCCAAUGCAAAGCCACUUCCCUUCACUUCGAGGGCUGAUCAUACGGCGUUGUCCUAA
Messenger RNA from Tripterygium wilfordii, 2964 nucleotides. Its product is annotated as putative disease resistance RPP13-like protein 1. The record is from RefSeq and is a predicted model, not a curated record. Gene Ontology annotation, molecular function: ADP binding. NCBI's taxonomy places the organism in Eukaryota, Viridiplantae, Streptophyta, Magnoliopsida, Celastrales, Celastraceae. Gene Ontology annotation, biological process: defense response to other organism. Bases 1 to 2964 code for a protein of 987 amino acids. The transcript is spliced from 7 exons.